Neltuma alba is the source of this 4330-nucleotide messenger RNA. RefSeq names its product probable phosphoinositide phosphatase SAC9. Gene Ontology annotation, molecular function: protein binding; phosphatase activity. Lineage: Eukaryota; Viridiplantae; Streptophyta; Magnoliopsida; Fabales; Fabaceae. The annotation marks the transcript as partial. The transcript has 10 exons. The record is from RefSeq and is a predicted model, not a curated record.
CAUGCGCUGCCUGGAAGUGCUAUACGUUUAAUUUUCUUGUGUACAGGAAAUGAGGUGGAAUGUGAGCAGCUUGUAUGGGUUCCUAAACGGGCAGGUCAGAGUGUACCUUUUAACACAUAUGUCUGGCGAAGAGGAACAAUUCCUAUCUGGUGGGGUGCAGAGCUAAAACUGACCGCUGCAGAAGCUGAAAUUUAUGUUUCAAAUUGUGAUCCUUACCGAGGAACGGUGCAGUACUAUCAAAGAUUGAGCAAGAGAUAUGAUACUCGGAACCUACAUAUAGCUGCUAGUGAGAAUCCCAGGCGAAAGGCUUUGGUUCCCAUUGUAUGCAUUAACUUGCUUCGCUAUGGGGAAGGAAAGUCAGAAUCCAUUUUGGUUCAGCAUUUCGAGGAGUCUGUAAACUAUGUUAGAUCAACUGGAAAACUUCCUUAUACACGGGUUCAUUUGAUAAAUUAUGACUGGCAUGCUAGUAUAAAAUUAAAAGGUGAACAGCUGACAAUUGAAGGGUUAUGGAAACUUUUGAAAGCACCUACUGUAUCUAUUGGAAUUUCUGAAGGGGAUUAUUUGCCUUCUCGACAACGAAUUGACGAUUGCAGAGGUGAAGUCAUCUGCAAUGACAAUUUUGAUGGGGCAUUCUGUUUGAGAACACAUCAAAAUGGGGUAAUUCGUUUUAACUGUGCUGAUUCCUUGGAUAGGACCAAUGCUGCUAGUUUUUUUGGUUGUCUCCAAGUCUUUAUGGAGCAAUGUAGACGACUUGGAAUCUUACUAGAUAGUGAUCUGGCAUUUGGUUAUCAGUCAAUGAAUAAUUAUGGUGGAUAUACUUCUCCUCUGCCUCCUGGCUGGGAAAAGCGUUCUGAUGCUGUUACUGGAAAGACAUAUUAUAUUGACCAUAAUACUAGAACCACGACAUGGAUGCAUCCAUGCCCUGAUAAGCCUUGGAAGAGAUUUGACAUGACGUUUGAGGAUUUCAAGAGAUCAACAAUUCUGUCUCCAGUGUCUCAAUUAGCUGAUCUUUUCCUGCUUGCUGGGGAUAUUCACGCAACUAUUUAUACUGGGUCUAAAGCAAUGCACAGCCAAAUUCUUAGCAUAUUUAAUGAAGAUACAGGAAAGUUUAAACAGUUUUCUGCAGCACAGAAUAUGAAAAUCACUUUGCAGAGAAGAUAUAAGAAUGCUGUUGUGGAUAGUUCUCGUCAAAAGCAAUUAGAAAUGUUUCUUGGAACGAGGCUUUUCAAGCAUCUUCCAUCAAUUUCACUUCAACCUUUGCAUGUACCCUCUCGACCAUCUGGUUUCCUUCUCAAGCCUGUUGCAAACUUAUUUCCCAGUUCUGGAGGUGAAGCUAGUCUUUUGAGCUUCAAGAGCAAAGAUCUGGUCUGGAUUUGCACACAGCCUGCUGAUGUUGUUGAAGUUUUUAUCUAUCUUGGUGAGCCUUGCCAUGUUUGUCAGCUUCUUCUUACAAUAUCCCAUGGUGCAGAUGAUUCAACAUUUCCAUCAACUCUUGAUGUAAGGACAGGGCGUUAUUUGGAUGGGCUUAACCUAGUCCUCGAGGGUGCUUCUAUUCCACAGUGUGCAAAUGGGACAAAUAUAGUAAUACCCCUACCUGGGGCAAUUAGUGCAGAAGAUAUGGCUAUAACUGGGGCAGGUUCUCGCUUAAGUGCUCAAGAAAUGUUGUCCUUGUCACUGUAUGAUUUUGAGGAAGUUGAAGGAGAGCUAGACUUCCUAACUCGUGUAGUGGCGCUUACCUUUUAUCCUGCUGUUUCAGGAAGGAGUAACUUGACUCUUGGUGAGAUUGAGAUCCUUGGAGUUACACUUCCUUGGAGGGGCAUGCUUACUGAUGAAGGCCCUGGUAGAAGAUUAGUUGAGCAUGUCAAGAAGUUUCAAAAGGAGAGCAAUCCCUUUUUAUCAGGCUCAGAUAGGAAUCCAUAUAAUUCUUCAUCCCCGAAAAAGUUGUCACAACCUGUGCAAAGAAGCACUUCUGCAGAUCCUUUCAUUGACCUUCUGACUGGGGAGGACCCACUUGCACACCCACUAGCUCAACCUGGUACUGAAAAUGUUGUCCAUAAUGAAAGCGAUGCACUUGAUUUCUUGGAUCAAGCAGUUGUUGAAUAUCAGAGUGUGAAAAGUGAUAACAACAUCUCUGCAGUUAAAGAUGCAAGUUCAGAUCCCGGUGCUGAGCAAUAUCUAAGUUGCCUGAAAUCUCUUACAGGACCGAGUUUGGGGAGAAAACUAAACUUCAUAGAAGCCAUGAAACUUGAAAUUGAACGCAUGCAGCUGAACAUUUCUGCUGCUGAAAGGGAUAGAGCCCUACUGUCUGUUGGGUUGGAUCCUGCAACAAUAAAUCCAAAUACACUACUUGAUGAAGCAUACAUGGGAAGAUUAUCUAGAGCUGCAAACACUCUUGCGCUACUUGGAGAAGCUUCACUCGAAGAUAAGCUAAUUGCUUCUAUUGGUCUGGAAAGUAUUGAUGAUCAUGCUAUAGAUUUUUGGAAUAUUACCAGAAUUGGGGAAUCCUGUUUAGGUGGCAAGUGUGAGGUGCGCACUGAAUGUAAAAAAACCGAUGUUAUGUCAUCUGGUGGACAUUCAGAACCGACGUUCCUGUGUUCUCAAUGUGAAAGAAUGGUUUGCAGAGUUUGCUGCGCUGGGAGAGGGGCACUCCUGCUUGCUGGGCAUAAUUCACCAGAGAUCAUAAAUUUUAAUAACGCAUCCAGCCAGGGCGGAUCAAACUAUGGCUGCCAAGUUGACGUCCCUCUCAAUCGUGUAUUAACACUUGAUGGUACAAUUUGUAAACGAUGCUGCCAGGGUAUUGUGCUUGAUGCACUGAUGUUGGACUAUGUUAGGGUUUUGAUUAGCUUGCGAAGAGGUGCUCGUGUGGAAAAGGCAGCUUACAAUGCUUUGAAGCAAAUUAUUGGAUCAUCACCUUCAGAUUGUCUUUUGGAAAAAAAUCAGUCCAUGGACAACCAGUUUUGUGGUGAGGCCAUAAAGCAGUUGCUCGAUGGACAUGAAUCCCUUGCUGAAUUUCCAUUUGCUAGCUUUUUACACCCGGUUGAAACAGCAAUAGAUUCUGCACCUUCAUUGUCAUUGCUUGCGCCAUUUGAUUUUGGUUCUCAAUAUUGGAAAGCACCACCUAGUGCCUCGUCUGUUGAAUUUGCGAUUGUUCUUGGUGACCUUUCUGAUGUUAAUGGGGUUAUAUUAAUUGUCAGUCCAUGUGGCUACUCCUUGGUUGAUCCUCCAAUUGUGCAAAUCUGGGCAAGUAAUAAAAUACACAAGGAGGAAAGAUCGUUUAUGGGGAAAUGGGAUGUCCACUCUCUGAUCAAGAAUUCCGCAGCAUUUAGUGGGAUAGAAAAGUCAGGAAGAGAACAUAAAGUGCCUAGACAUAUAACUUUUGCUUUCAAAAAGUCAGUUCGUUGUCGAAUAAUUUGGAUAACAUUCAGCCUUCAGCAACCCGGCUCAAGUUCAUGUAAUCUUGAAAAUGAAAUUAAUCUGUUGGCUCUAGAGGAGAACCCCUUUGCCAAAGUAACUCGACGAGCCUCUUUUGGAGGAUUUGAUGGAAGUGAACCUUGCCUUCAUGCCAAGACGAUUUUAGUAGUUGGAAGCCCUGUUAGGAAGGAAUUUGAUAUUCAGUCACAGCAAAGCACUGAUCAGUUGAACCUGAGGACAUGGUUAGAGAGAUCUCCACAAUUAAAUAGAUUCAAGGUUCCAGUUGAGGCUGAGAGGUUAUUGCACAAUGAUCUAGUUUUAGAGCUGUAUCUGUCCCCUGUUUCGCCCUUGCUUGCUGGAUUUCGCCUUGAUGCUUAUAAUGUAAUAAAGCCACGGGUUACUCAUUCACCCACUUCAAAUUUUCAUGGCCAAAAUUUUCUGGCCCUUGUGGAUGAUAGAUACAUCUCCCCAGCUGUGUUGCAUAUACAAGUAUCUGUUCUCCAGGAUUACCAUGGUAUGGUAACCAUCGCUGAGUACCGGUUACCAGAGGCCAGGGCUGGAACACCAAUGUACUUCGAUUUCCCUAGUCACAUACAAACUCGCAGAAUUUUAUUCAAACUUGUUGGAGAUGUUGCCGCUUUUACAGAUGACCCCUCCGAACAAGAUGAUUUUGGUACUAGUUCUCCAUUGGCAGCAGGACUAUCUCUGGCCAAUAGAAUUAAAUUAUAUUACUAUGCGGAUCCAUAUGAGCUCGGGAAAUGGGCUAGCCUCUCGGCAGUUUGAUUCCUAUGCAGCGUAGUUUUUGCUCGAAAUUAAUUGCUCGUGCAGCCAUAUUCACAAUUUGUUGUAUUAAUGAAUGUAGUUAUAUUUACUUAUGAAAUGUCGUGUUGGAAAAAUUAAUUGCUUUAUGCGUUGUCAA